This is a messenger RNA of Gavialis gangeticus (Gharial), 670 nucleotides long. Its product is annotated as interferon alpha-inducible protein 27-like protein 2A. Gene Ontology annotation, biological process: apoptotic signaling pathway. NCBI's taxonomy places the organism in Eukaryota, Metazoa, Chordata, Crocodylia, Gavialidae. The transcript has 6 exons. Gene Ontology annotation, cellular component: mitochondrion; membrane. The record is from RefSeq and is a predicted model, not a curated record. The coding region runs from base 153 to 434 and encodes 93 amino acids.
CGGCCAGCACAUAAAAGAGCAGGGAAGGGGAUCCGCAGUUAGAGGACUCUCCUUCCUGAUUCAGCCUAGCAAGCAAGCCUCCCCGUGGUGCUUCCACUGCCACCAACAGGAGCCCUGCCACCUGGAUCCAGGAUCACAAGCCACUCUUCAAUAUGUUUGACUUUCUGGCCUCUGCACUGGGAGCAGGAAUCGGAUUGGGAGUUGCAGUUGUCGGAGUCCCUGUAGUCCUGGGGGCUGCAGGAUUUACUGCUACAGGAAUUGCUGCAGGGUCAGUAGCGGCCAAGAUGAUGUCAGCAGCGGCCGUAGCCAACGGAGGAGGAGUGGCUGCUGGAAGUGCUGUGGCAGUGUUGCAGUCAGUCGGUGCUGCAGGACUUUCCGGAGCAGCACAGGGAGCGGUGGCGGCUGCUGGUGCAGCAGUUAUGGGUCAGCUCUGAAAGCAACAGCUACUCCUCUGUGCUUUGGACACCCGGCGACUCAUUGGCUGGUCUGUCCUCGAGCGCCCAUCAGUCUAAUGCACUACAGAGAGAGUCACAGGAACUGCUUUCAGCAUGAUCAAGAAAAAAACGUGUUGAACCAGCCCCUGAAGAGCUCUUGUUCUUGCACAGUACAGGAUAAUACGAUGCACCCCACUUAUCCCUGCUGUAGAAGAAAUAAAGCCUUUACAGACAUG